CUUCGAUGUAAGCUACAACAACAUCGCAGGGCGCUACGUCCCAUCAGCUCUGCGUGUCAAGUCAUGUGCGGCUACGGACGGCAACAAUGAACCUAAGCCAACGAAAGGCUCGCUUCCCAACAGUGACACUCUCGGAAGCCCGGAAGAGAUCAAGCGCUACUUCUGGCGAUCAGCAAUCAUCGCACAGCAUGACCCUACAUGACUCUGAAGAGACACCGGGCAAGUUGAGCUACCUGUUUCUCUUCCAUGAAGCCAACCCUAGGUGCGAUAGCGAUGGGAUCAUCUACACGAAGUUCAACCUUGAGCUGCUGCCACCUGCAACUACUAAAACGUCUUUUGAGCCAAUCAAGGAAGGAACCAAUCUAGCAGCCAUCUCUACCUCGGAGGUUGCCACUCAAGACGAACGACGGCCAAUGAAUCAUGUAAGCAAAAGGGCUGAGAGGGAAAUGUGCACGGGCUUGAAUAUUCUAGAGCAUGUUAUCAGCACAAACACAGAGCGCCGACAUGAUGCACCCUACGCAGCCAAACCUGAGCCUGUACACAACUGCGACAUGACCAACCCAGUUGCGGUGUUCAAGGCAGCGAAAGGCCGCCGCUCAGGUGCUCGAAACUUCGCUUCUCGAGGGCUGGUACCGUGUUGAGAGAAGGUUGCCUACCUAGAACCACGCACUCCCGACCUUGUGCGCAUGCUCGAACAGAAGUGGUCGCGGACUGAUCGCUACGGUCGACUUGUCAAGCGAGAGCGAGACCAUGCUUCGUGGCAGAGCAGCCUAAGCAUGCGCUGGGCGGUGCUGAAGCUGAUGAAGGACGACGUUUCCGCGUCUGAGGAGGGUGAGCCGGUCAUUGAGAAGCUCCCGGAGA
This is a messenger RNA of Baudoinia panamericana UAMH 10762, 861 nucleotides long. RefSeq lists its product as uncharacterized. The transcript has a single exon. Bases 87 to 641 code for a protein of 184 amino acids. Lineage: Eukaryota; Fungi; Ascomycota; Dothideomycetes; Mycosphaerellales; Teratosphaeriaceae. The record is from RefSeq and is a predicted model, not a curated record.